Molecule: messenger RNA, 1695 nt
Organism: Zootoca vivipara (common lizard)
Lineage: Eukaryota; Metazoa; Chordata; Lepidosauria; Squamata; Lacertidae
Source: RefSeq, a predicted model, not a curated record
CAACCCGGAAGCGGGCGGUGCUGGAGUCGGAGCCGUUUCCUGCCCGGGAGACAAGCGGCCAGGGUGGGAUCUGUUGCAGCGGACCUGAUCCGGAGCCAUGACUCACCAGACCGGCAUCCACGCCACAACAGAAUUAAAGGAUUUUUUUGCCAAGGCCCGGAACGGUUCGGUCCGCCUCAUCAAAAUCGUCAUCGAAGAUGAGCAGUUGGUGCUUGGAGCCUACAAAGAACUGUCUCGGCGUUGGGAUAAGGACUACGACUCGUUUGUGCUGCCGCUGCUGGAUGAGCUGCAGCCAUGCUACAUCCUCUACCGCCUGGACACCCAGAAUGCACAGGGCUACGAGUGGCUCUUCAUCUCCUGGUCUCCUGACAACUCUCCUGUUAGACUGAAGAUGCUCUAUGCAGCAACCAGAGCAACAGUGAAGAAAGAGUUUGGAGGAGGGCAUGUAAAGGACGAGCUCUUUGGAACAGUUAAGGAAGACAUCUCGCUCAGCGGUUACCAGAAGCAUGUUUCGUCCUACUCCGCUCCGGCUCCUCUGACUGCAGCUGAACAAGAGCUCCAGCAGAUCCGCAUCAACGAGGGUAAAACAGCCCAGGAUCUUCAUUCCCUGGCCUCCAGCAGUGAGAUGAUGGUAGCGGGCUGUUGCUGCUGCCCAUCAGUGGUUGAAUACCCUCACCUUGAGGAGGUCAAGACUGAAAUCAGCGUCGAAAGCAAACACCAGACCCUCCAGGGACUGGCUUUUCCUUUGCAGCCAGAAGCUCAGCAGGCCAUCCAGUUACUAAAACAGAAGAAGAUCAAUUACAUCCAACUGAAGCUGGACCUGGAACGGGAGACCAUAGACUUGGUCCACACAAAUGCCACUGAGAUAGCAGACCUGCCUAAAAGAAUUCCUCAGGAUUCGGCCCGUUACCACUUCUUCCUGUAUAAACACUCUCACGAGGGAGAUUAUCUGGAGUCAGUUGUAUUUAUCUACUCCAUGCCUGGUUACAAAUGUAGCAUCAAGGAGCGCAUGUUGUACUCCAGCUGCAAGAGCCGACUGCUUGACUCCGUGGAGCAAGAUUUCCGCCUAGAGAUUGCAAAGAAGAUUGAAAUUGAUGAUGGAGCUGAGCUGACAGCAGAGUUCCUGUAUGAUGAGGUCCACCCCAAGCAGCAUGCCUUCAAGCAGGCCUUUGCCAAACCCAAGGGGCCUGUGGGAAAGAGGGGACAGAAGCGACUUAUCAAAGGACCAGGCGAGAAUGGCGAAGACAGUUAAACCCUUGUGGACAGGAGGACAGGUCAGGAAAGGGGCUGCGGGUGCCUACCAGCCCCCGGAAUUGCAGCUCCAACCAAAUCCACCUCUCGGCAUCUGAGCCUGUCCACCGAACUCCAGAGCUGUUUCCUCCAUCUCUUCUUUCAAAGUCGUCUCCACCUGGUUUCAUUAGGGGGAGGGAGGGUAGGAAUCUGGGGGCAGGGAGGGAGAGAGAGGACCUCCAAGCCAUUUCUCUUCCUUUUUGCUCUGUCGUUGUGUAAAUCCUGGGAGGGAGGGAAACCAUAACUGUUCUAGAUUGAAAUGACUCUUGAAACUGAUGCACCUGUUUACCGCUUCAUAUUGUCACCUGGUUCACUUGGAAUUGGCACCACUCAAAGGAUUUUCUUCACCACUUAUCUGGGGUGGGGUAUUCACAUGCAAAGAGCAGAACUCUACCCACCCACCCA